AUGGCGACUGAAGGAUAUGUAGACCAAGAUGGCGCCUUCCAUUUAUGGGGUCAUUUUGACGGUUUGAGUUUUUCUAAACCAGUUCCUUGUGAUUUUCUGCGUUAUACUCCGUCAACCACUCCGUCAGACGUUCUAGACGAUAUUAAAAAAUUGGUUCAAACAUUUUGUUCUAAUUUAAAUCUUCGAUCUGUGUUUUUUAAUGUCGAUCUUUGGGUGACAACUGACCCAGAAACAGGGAAAGUCGACAUCGAACUUAUCGAGAUUAACAUAAGAGUUUCCCAGACACUUUUCUAUCUUUUUGAUUUCAUAAAACAACCUAACAGUUUCCAGGCAGCGUUAUCGGUGGCCCUGGCGCAGGAUAAUGAAAUCAAGCGUCCGAUUUUAACAGCUCAAAACGGCACAAGUGGAAUUUUUUUAAUUAAAACUUGUGUUUCCGGUCCAGCGACAGACAUCUUUGAUUUUUCCCAGAUUCCCCUUCUGAAAAAAGAGCAUGGUGGAAAGUUUUCUGUAUAUUUAUAUAUUGAUGAAGGAGAUUACGUGAAACAGGAUUAUAAUAAAUAUGGUAGGACAAUUUGUCGCUGUCAUCUGGUAGCUGAAUCUUGUGAGGAGUUGAAACAACAAACGUAUAAAAUAACCAAUCAGUUGUUAAAACAGAUCUCUGAUCAUCGUCAAUUUUAA
Lottia gigantea (owl limpet) is the source of this 678-nucleotide messenger RNA. RefSeq lists its product as hypothetical. The transcript has a single exon. The record is from RefSeq and is a predicted model, not a curated record. NCBI's taxonomy places the organism in Eukaryota, Metazoa, Mollusca, Gastropoda, Lottiidae. The coding region runs from base 1 to 678 and encodes 225 amino acids.